Akanthomyces muscarius is the source of this 366-nucleotide messenger RNA. RefSeq lists its product as uncharacterized. Lineage: Eukaryota; Fungi; Ascomycota; Sordariomycetes; Hypocreales; Cordycipitaceae. Bases 1 to 366 code for a protein of 121 amino acids. The transcript is spliced from 4 exons. The record is from RefSeq and is a predicted model, not a curated record.
AUGGAGGCGCGGCGCUUUGGCAGGCUGCUCACUCAGCACGAUUGGGUUGCCGGCGAGAACGGAGAAGCAGACGCUGAGAAUAUUUUGGAGCAAGUCGUCAAAGAGGCGACGACAGGAUAUUUUGACGAGGAAGAAACAAGUAUCGGAAGGGGGACUCAGGAGCAAGCUGCUGGCCAUGGCGGGAGAACAGCGGGCAGUUUAGGUACCUGCUUGCCUGGCUCUCAGCAGCUUCCAGCGUGCUUCGGCGCCAUCUCGUCCGGCCGUCUCUCCCUGCAGGCCCCUUUAACCCCUCCUCGCAUCGUGUACUUGGUUGGUGGUGGCACAACUGCCGCUUUGUUUGCUCGCUUGCUCGCUUGCUCUCUUUGA